GCUCACCUUCCCUGGAUCUGGAGGAGCUCGAAUGGCCGGGCUAGCUGUCUUUGGGCUUCAGUCGCAGGCAUCGACAGCUUGUGCUUCCUUGUUUGGCACCACAAAAGUUCGACCUGGCUGAGCCUUUGUGGGAGAAAUCCUUCCCGAGCAGGAUGGCUGAACGCGAGCUUGUGAAGUCAUGCAAGCUAUGAGUGUGAAGUGCCCGUCAUCAAUAUUGCUGCUCGCACCCCUAACUCCUGAGCAGGUUGCUCUUUUUGCUACCGUUACUUGCUUGUCCGCUUGCUUGCUCGACGAUUUUGCAUCACAGCGAUUAGGCCUAGGUGGCCUGGAAAUGGCUUCAUUUGAGGCUAGUUCCAGGGAACCCGAUCGUCCAGUCGGUGAUCGGAUUGAGGAUGUUGGCCAAUGGCGGCGAUAUCUUUCAUUUUCCUCGCUUUGCGGAAUACUCCGUUGGUGUCUUAUUUCUCUCUUUUCUUUGCUUUUUUUUCGUUUGUUUUGGCCGAUCGAAUGACGGGGCUGGGUUGGGGCCUGGCGAUCGUUGCAAGCCUCGCUGCUCCACCGAUUGCAUGGCAAAAUAAGGCAGGGAUGCCUAGCUAGUCUCUUACAUCAUUCAUGAUUGUGUCCACUGUGGGCGUUUUAGCAGAUCUGAUAUUUUAGGGCGACAAGCCCAAAA
Lasiosphaeria miniovina is the source of this 670-nucleotide messenger RNA. RefSeq lists its product as uncharacterized. Bases 179 to 508 code for a protein of 109 amino acids. NCBI's taxonomy places the organism in Eukaryota, Fungi, Ascomycota, Sordariomycetes, Sordariales, Lasiosphaeriaceae. The transcript has a single exon. The record is from RefSeq and is a predicted model, not a curated record.